This is a messenger RNA of Arabis nemorensis, 1338 nucleotides long. The record is from the annotation of a GenBank genome assembly. NCBI's taxonomy places the organism in Eukaryota, Viridiplantae, Streptophyta, Magnoliopsida, Brassicales, Brassicaceae.
AUGACCAAAAAGAUGAGGAGGGUAGGGAAGUACGAGCUUGGCCGUACCAUAGGUGAAGGCACCUUUGCUAAGGUUAAGUUUGCGAGGAAUACAGACACUGGAGAGUAUGUUGCUAUGAAAAUUAUGGCUAAGAGUACAAUACUUAAGCACAGAAUGGUUGAUCAGAUAAAAAGAGAGAUAUCCAUAAUGAAGAUUGUCCGACACCCAAACAUAGUGAGGUUGUAUGAGGUCUUGGCAAGUCGUUCAAAAAUAUAUAUAGUUUUGGAGUUUGUGACAGGAGGAGAGCUCUUUGAUAGAAUUGUUCAUAAGGGAAGACUUGAAGAAAGUGAGUCACGCAAAUACUUUCAACAGCUUGUAGAUGCGGUUGCUCAUUGUCACUCCAAAGGUGUUUACCACCGUGAUCUAAAACCAGAAAAUCUUUUACUCGAUACUAAUGGAAAUCUGAAGGUUUCGGAUUUCGGGCUCAGUGCAUUGCCUCAACAAGGAGUAGAGCUUUUGCACACCACAUGUGGAACGCCAAACUAUGUAGCUCCUGAGGUACUUAGUGGACAGGGUUACGAUGGUGCAGCAGCAGAUAUUUGGUCUUGCGGGGUUAUUCUUUUCGUUAUCAUGGCUGGAUUUUUACCCUUUUCUGAGACAGAUCUUCCAGGUUUGUAUAGAAAAAUAAAUGCAGCAGAAUUUUCUUGUCCGUCGUGGUUUUCUGCAGAAGUGAAGUCUUUAAUACAUGGGAUACUUGACCCCAAUCCCAAAACACGUACUCAAAUUCGAGAAAUUGGGAAAGACCGUUGGUUCAGAGUAAAUUAUAUGCCUAACCUAGCAAGGGAAGAGGAAGAAGUUAAUUUGGAUGAUGUUCGUGCAGUUUUUGAUGGAUUUGAGGGCAAUUAUGUAACAGAGAAUGUAGAGAGAAAGGAUGGGGGCCCUCUGAUGAUGAAUGCCUUUGAGAUGAUAACCUUAUCACAAGGCUUAAAUUUAUCAGCACUAUUUGACAGGCGACAGGAUUUUGUUAAGAGGCAAACCCGUUUUGUUUCUCGAGAGGCGCCUGGUGUGAUAAUUGCUAAUAUUGAGGCUGUUGCGAACUCAAUGGGUCUUAAGGCUCAUACGCGCAACUUCAAGACAAGGCUCGAGGGAUCUUCAAUGAAGGCCGGGCAAUUUGCUGUUGUGAUAGAGAUUUACGAGGUGGCACCAUCGCUUUUCAUGGUAGACGUUAGAAAGGCUGCUGGUGAAACUCUUGAAUAUCACAAGUUCUACAAGAAGUUAUGUGCAAAACUGGAAAAUAUAAUUUGGAGAGCAACGGAAGGAAUGCCGAAGUCAGAGCUUCUCAGAACAAUGACGUUCUGA